Ambispora leptoticha is the source of this 471-nucleotide messenger RNA. Lineage: Eukaryota; Fungi; Glomeromycota; Glomeromycetes; Archaeosporales; Ambisporaceae. The record is from the annotation of a GenBank genome assembly.
AUGACUAAUUCUGCUGAUUAUUUUCGUGAAUACAAUCAAAGACCUAAAAGAAAAAAAUAUCUUGCUGACAAAUCCUUAGAAAGAUAUCAUAAAACAAAAAAAGGAGUGGAACAUAACCUCCUCAGUAAACCAGCCAAAAGAGCUUUAUUGGAAAAAGAAAAAGAACAUUUUAGAUUAACCCAAGAAUUAAAACUUCACCAGCAUAAUUUAGACAAACCCAAAACUCCUUUGGAAGAAUAUGAAAAGCAAUGUCUACUAAAAAAAAUUGAGAUUGGUCAAAGAAAACUUGACAAAUGCGAGGGUGAAAUGAAAGAACUUGGAGAGGCUUAUCAAAUUGAAAAACGAGAACUCUGUAAGCGUUUGGCUUAUGACAAAGAAGAUAUUCCAGAUGCUUUUUUAAGAAAUCCCGAAGAACGAAUUGACCCAAUUACUAGACAAUUAGUGAUUAACCACGAAGAUUAUUCGAAAUGA